UCAGUUAAAUUCUGUCGCUCUGAACUUUAAAUAGAUUAAACCCGUGAGAAGUGAUGGAGGUGCCAAAAUACUUAGAUUCAGCUCUGCUAAAGACAGUGGUUCAGAAAGGAUAUAACCUGGAUGAAGUUGAAAUUAUUUCCACUAAAAUAGAAAUUGCAACAUCUCCUGGAGAUAACUACAAUAGUAUCAUAUAUCGAGUUUUCUUAACUAUAACCGACAGCAGGAAAGAUCAAAAGAAAAUUCAAUUUAUUUUAAAAGAUCUGACAAAUAUGGAACAAGGAGGUUUAUUGAUUGAUUAUAGGGCAAUUCAUGAGAAAGAAGUUGACAUGUUAAAAAAUAUUUUGCCAAGAUUCACAAAACUAACGCAAGGAGUACAAUUUUCACCAAGGUUUUACUAUACAAUUCCUGAAAGUCAUAUGAUGAUAAUUGCUAUGGAAGAUUUGAGAGAACUUAAUUACCGGAUGGUUAAUAGAAGAGAUGGUCUUGAUUAUGAACAUUGUCGUCUAUCUCUCACAAAAUUGGGACACCUACAUGCAGCAUCUAUGUCAGCAUCCAUUGAUGCAGAUGAUCCGUCUUCUAUGAAAAAGUACGAAUUUGGUCUUUUUCAUGGAACUGACAAGAAGCCUGCAGUAAUACGACAAUGUUUUUCCUUGAAUUUCACAAAACUUUGCGAAGUUGUAAAGAACUGGGAAGGUUUUGAAGCUAUUUCCGAAAAGCUAGAACGCAUGAAGGACAAAUUCUGGUAUAUUGUUGAUGAAAGCAUUUCGAAGAAACAUGAUGGGUAUAGAGUUCUAAAUCAUGGGGAUUUCUGGAUCAACAACAUUCUAUUCAAAUAUAACGAAUCAACUGGUAAACCCAUUGAUGUAAAAAUUGUUGACUUUCAGAAUUGCUUCUACACAACACCUGCUAAUGAUCUACAAUUCUUUUUCAACUCAAGUCUUCAGAAUGAUGUGCGUGAAAAUCACAAAGAUGAUCUCCUACGGAUCUACUAUGAUGCCUUUGCAUCAUCCCUAAAUAAUCUACAACAAGACUUAAUUCCCUCUUUUCGGGAUCUUGAGGAAGAAAUGAGAAAGAAGGAAAUGUUUGGUUUUCUUGCUGCUGUCUUUGUUCUUCCAGUUGCUCUUAUGGAAGAGCAAUCCUCUCAGAAAAGUGGAUUUGAUGAUUUUCUAGAUGAGGAAACUAGGAACACCCUAACAAUGUUUAUGUUUUCUGGAAAAAAAUUCGCAGAAACUAUGAAAGCAAUUUUGAAGCAAUGCGAUGACUUGAAGAUCUUCGACAUAGAAUAUUAAUAUUUUCAAUUUA
Lutzomyia longipalpis is the source of this 1302-nucleotide messenger RNA. RefSeq lists its product as uncharacterized. The coding region runs from base 54 to 1289 and encodes 411 amino acids. The transcript has 3 exons. The record is from RefSeq and is a predicted model, not a curated record. Lineage: Eukaryota; Metazoa; Arthropoda; Insecta; Diptera; Psychodidae.